AUGCCUAAAUGUCUUGACCUCUCUAGACUACCCAAGGCUCCAGGUAUUCGUUCAAUCAACCGUUGCAAUGUAACACCCGGCUCCCCUCUUCCAGUACUUUUCCCUGGUAGCGCGCCGUACAACCGUGCCCGCACCGUUGAUCCAACGCACCCUGCCACUCGAUGGAAAGCUCACGCAUUUCCUCAAUUCUCCUGUCCUGCAUUCACGCUACGCGCUGUACCCAAGGGUGCGCUUCUGCGCCCAGAAUUUGAGAGGCGUUCCUCUCAGAUGGAGCGCCCUGCCAUGGUACCGCGGGGGGAACGGAAGGACAGUUCGAAGAGAGUAGAUAUGAGCAUAGUAUUCAUGAUUUCGAAAAAGAACACGAACAAGAGGGCAGUGGUGCGCAAUAGGAUCGCGAUGCGCAUCAGGUCUGCUUUUGAGCUCAUUGUUGCCCGAGGUGCUGAUGCUGAGCUGAAAGACAAUGACAAUAGCAGACAACUGGGUAAGGAACGUGGGCCUGAAGAAUCCUCGAGCGCUGUUAGGAAGCCCAAGAAAAAUAUUGAUCACUGGACAUAUGUUAUGUCGCCUACUCUCCUGAGUUACCGCAUGCCCCUCCCCGAUCUCAUACAACACCUCCGUGCGGGCCUCGAGAGCAUUCGGGCGCAUUCAAUGAAGCUCGAUGUGCAGUGG
Suillus bovinus is the source of this 669-nucleotide messenger RNA. RefSeq lists its product as uncharacterized. The transcript is spliced from 3 exons. The annotation marks the transcript as partial. The record is from RefSeq and is a predicted model, not a curated record. NCBI's taxonomy places the organism in Eukaryota, Fungi, Basidiomycota, Agaricomycetes, Boletales, Suillaceae.